Molecule: messenger RNA, 3774 nt
Organism: Eleginops maclovinus (Patagonian blennie)
Lineage: Eukaryota; Metazoa; Chordata; Actinopteri; Perciformes; Eleginopidae
Product: zinc finger protein 862-like
Exons: 2
Coding region: 2522-3604 (360 amino acids)
Molecular function (GO): protein dimerization activity
Source: RefSeq, a predicted model, not a curated record
AUAACGACACGCCCGCAAGCCCGGGUCUAGUAACUUUCUUACCGGGCUAGUAACUCUAUGCACUUGCCUGCCCGUGUGUCUGGCAAUUUUACAGCCCCUUUGCACGGAGCGUCUAUUACAAGCAUUACGGCCGUCAUCGCGAACCUAUUUUUGCUAUUGUAAACCUCUCUUGCACAACAUAAGAUUGGUCUUAUUUCGCACACGCUGCAUUCGUGUCUUAAUAAUUUGUUUAUUCAAAUGUUUUUGUCCCUUCUGAUAACCCGUAGGGUUCAUGCUGUGUGUUGCCCACGAUAACAUGUAAUAAAGUUAGCGUUCAAUCUUAUAGGUAAGCCACGUCAUUUUACGGUGAACAUAAUCUUGGUUUUAGAAGUUAAGGUCACACAGGAGUAUAUUUGUAAUGAGUUUGCCUGAAUGCUAAUCGUGUACACUGUUAAAUGUUGGGUGAUUUGUAUAACUAGCACUUUUAAAUCAUUUGUAAAACAUAAAAAAUGGAUGGAGAUGUCAAUGAGGAGAUGUUAGAUCUAGCAGUGACAUACGGUGAGGUUCGUGGCUGGCGAGGCAGACACUUCCACUUUCAGUCAGAUUUACGAGUAGGCCUAUCUUAAUCACUAUAAAAUCUGCCAUUUUGACGAACAAGGUCAUAAACGUCAAAGACAUAACGUAGCCUCAUAACGUAGCUCAGAUCAACGGCAGAACAAGCAUAACCCCGACUGGUGCGCUCUCGCACGUCCCCCUCAUUGAGGCAGAGCUAGCUACUGUGUUUGCCUCCCUUCUGCGUUUUCACUGCAGUUGAUCUAGUAAUGGCCCUAUUCACUUUUGAUUUUAUUUAAGGUUUGUCUUAGGGAUUUCGCAGAUUAUUAUACAAAAAAACUCCAAACUCCAUACACCCACCAUAAUAAUAAUAAUAGGCCUAUAGAAAAAAAAAUGACUAUAACAAGUCAACAAGUUUAGUAGUCCAAGGGCUUGGCCCUAUACCACAUUUAGCUCUGCCUCCUCUGCCUCCCCUGACUGCAAGUCUGUGAGUAAUAGUAGUAAUAUAAUCAGAACUAGCAUUAAAUGUACUGUAUAAAGAAUGAAUAAAUACAUGUUCACAAUCAAUCUUAUAGAUGCUGUGCAAGAGAGGUUGACAAUAACAAAGCAAAAUCAUGCUCCGUCAGUGGUGUGGUCUCACGCCUAACCAACCACCUGAAAAGAAAAAGAAAAUGGAUUUAAAGGAAGUGAAUAAGGCAUACGAUGCCACUAAAAGGAAACGAAGUGUAGUGCCUGCAUGGAAAGCAGAAUUUCCUUGGUUGAUUGUGGACGAAAGUGAAACUUUAUUCUGCCUGCCAUGUCAAACUGUAUACGGCCCCCAUGCUGAAACCCGACAACAGAGGGAUAUCUUCAGAAAGCGAAGUCAAGGUUCCUUUGUCAAAGGGUGUCAAAACCUGAAGCAUGACACUUUAGUCUGUCACCAACGAUCUGACGGCCACAAGGAAGCCCAGGAGAAGUAUGAGGCCAGGAAUAAGAAGAAAGGUGAGAGCAUAGCCGAGAAGACCAUUGAGACUUUGAAUACUAAAGUAUUUCAGAAGCUCAAGAUACUCUUCAUAAAUGCCCACGCCCUUGCCAUGCACUGCAGACCAGUUUCUGAUUUCAAAUGGAUGUGUGAGAUGGAUGAGAAGAAGGGCCUGGAUCUCGGCAGCACCUACAGAAAUGAAAAGAGCUGUAAGGAGUUUUUGGUUGCUAUAGCCGAAAUCACCCGUCUAGCAAUUGAAGACAAGGUAAAGAGUGCUAAGUUUAUCACAAUAAUGUCCGACGGAUCAACAGAUGUCUCUGCCACUGAACAAGAGAUUGUUUACUUGCACUUUGCAGUGGAUGGCAAGACUCACUGCAAUUUCCUUGGACUUGUACAGUGUGACAAACCAGAUGCCAAUGGCAUCUAUGAUGCUAUAAUGCAAGCUGUAAAGCUCCCGGGGAUCCCAAAGGAAGAAAUGAUGAAGAAGAUUGUGGGAUUUGCUGGCGAUGGGGCGGCUGUCAACACCGGGAAAAAGGCUGGGGUGAUCGCUCUCAUGCGGGAAAGAAUCAGUGGAGACAUACUGAUGGUGCAGUGCAUGGCCCAUAGGGUGGAAUUGGCCUUCAAAGAAGCCAUGAAACAAGCCUCUUUGUUCAUCAAAGUCUAUGUCCUCCUGGAUGCUCUGUACAAGCUUUACAGGAUCCCUAAACAGGCCGCUGGUUUGAAGGCAGCUUUCAGUACCACCAACAUCUCCAAGAUCUGGCCUGUCCGAGUUGGAGGAACGCGCUGGGUUAGCCAUACCCACACAGCACUGCAAAACAUGUUGCGUGGUUACCGUGCAAUUGUUCUUCAUCUCAGUCAAGACAUUUGAUAAUAAUAACAUGUUAUUAACAGCCCGAUGAAUUUUCUGUUGCAUGAAUGAUAUCAUCUGAUAUCCACUGUGGCAACAUAUUGAAAUACAUUUUUGUAAAUUGAAAUUAAAAAAAAAUAUUAAAUGAAUUGCAGGUUGCCACCACCAGGACAGCUAGUGGUAUGCAAGCAAAGGCAAAAGGUCUCCUGAAAACGCUGCGCUCCAAAGAUGCCAUGACUUUUGCCCACUUCCUAAGUGACAUUCUGGCCGUUCUCUCCAAACUGUCGAAGACGCUGCAGCAGAGAGAAGUUUGUACCUAUCAUGUACAUGAAGCACUGAAGGCCACAAUGACCAGCAUCAACAAAUUCAAGGACCGGGCAGGACCUGAGCAGCGGAAACUCCAGCAGGGAGACUGUAACUCCUUUGAAGGUCAGACCCUAACAGGGGUAGACCACUCUUCAGGCCAGAUUGAGAAGGUCGUUGAGGCAUUGGUUGGUUCACUAGCCCGGAGAUUCAGUGACAUGGGAGGUGAAGUCCUCAAAGCUACAAAAAUAGCGGACAUGCAGUCAUGGCCUCAGGAGCAUGAAGAUGAUUUUGGGGAUGACUUCAUUGGAGUGAUUAUCGACCACUACAGGGAGCACUUCGACAAUGUUGGAGUAGAUGUAAGUGCAAUCGAAGCAGAGUGGACCUCCCUCAAACAAGCAUUGUACGAAAACCAGGGGAACAAGAUUCACUCCAUGUCCUGGCCAUCUGUGUUUGAGCUUUACAAGAGCACGUUUCCAAAUAUCCUGCAUGUAAUUGAUCUGGUCUUAUCACUCCCUGCCGCCACCUCUGAGUGUGAGAGAGGAUUCUCUCAAAUGAAGAUUACCAAGUCCCAGUACAGGAAUAGACUGAAGGCUACCACCAUGACAAUGCUCAUGACAAUUCAGCUGCACUCAGAACCUACAAAGGAUUUUGAUCCAUCAUCUGCCAUUCACCAGUGGAAUCAAAACCACAAUCGCAGACCCAACUUCAUGGAGGGAAGAAAGAAAGGCAGAAUGGCAGCUUUGGAGGGAGCCAAACAAGUGCAGGAAGAGAUUGAUGGAGUUGACGGAGUGGAUGGUGCUCAAAUGGUUGCUGAAGCUGCUGGGGGUGCAGUAGUUGAAGCUGAAACCAAUGAGAUAAACUCUGAUGACUCAGACUGGUUUACAGACAUGGAGGAUAAUGUAGAUUCUGACGAUGGUGAGAUGGAAGAUAGAGGUCUUGUUGGUGAGGAUGAGGAAUGAUUGUGGUAGUCUGUUGUAGACCAAUUACUACUGCUAUUACAGCAAGUAUUACGGUUUGUAUUACCAUUUUGCCUAAAUGAACUGAUGUUGAUCGUUUGAUCCACUGCUAAUAUUGUUCAUGUCCCUUGUUCUCAGUCUGUUGUUCUACUUUAAUAAAUUAUUGUUUGUAA